UCACACAACAAUUCCCUCCCACCACUUUCCUGCAGAGGAAAGAACAUGGCGGUGUCUCGGUUACCACCAGCGGCUCUGAGUCUCAAACAGUUUCUGCAGAGACAGAAGGUGCUGUGUUUGUACAGAGAUCUGCAGCGCACCAUCCGCAGGGUCCCGCACGAGUCUGACCGCAAAUACCUGCGAGACUGGGCCCGAGACGAGUUCAGGAGGAACAAGAGCAACACAGACCAGGAUGCCAUCCGCAUGAUGAUCAGUCAAGCGCACAAUCAUCUGGAGGAGUUGAGGAGAUCUCUGGCUCUGGCUGGAUGCUGAAACUCUGCUGAAAACCCAGACUACAAUGAGGACACACACAUCUGUAUUUAUUUAUCAUGCACACGUUUAUUAAUAAAACCCAGCUUAACAAACUCACUUCAUAUAGACUCUGUGUGUAGUUGCGUCUUUUCAGUACGGCUCCAGUCUAACGCCCCGUCCUGGUGUCCACGUCUGAUUACAUUUACAGAUCAGGUUUAUGUAGAAAGCUUGAAUACUUCUGGUGUUAUUGAUGAUUAUCACACGGCUGUCUGGAAUACUGGAUUCUGAUUGGUCAGUCGUGACAUUACAAAGUAUGUUAUUCCCAGAUAACAACCACUGAAUAACACAGACUCAUCCUGGAACUGAGAAUCACCAUCAGUGAAUAUGUUCACAUCCAUAUACUUACAUCCACACUCAUGUGUGUGCAGUAGGUAGUGCUGUCGCCUCACAGCAAGAAGGUCGCUGGUUCGAACCUCGGCUCAGUUGGCGUUUCUGUGUGGAGUUUGCUUGUUCUCCCUGCCUUAGGUGGGUUUCCUCCGGGUGCUCCGGUUUCCCCCACAGUCCAAACACAUGCGGUACAGGUGAAUUGGGUAGGCUAAAUUGUCCGUAGUGUAUGAGUGUGUGUGUGUGAAUGUGUGUGUGGAUGUUUCCCAGAGAUGGGUUGCGGCUGGAAGGGCAUCCGCUGCGUAAAAAACUUGCUGGAUAAGUUGGCGGUUCAUUCCGCUGUGGCGACCCCGGAUUAAUAAAGGGACUAAGCCGACAAGAAAAUGAAUGAAUGUUAAUUAAUUAACGUAGUCCAUAAAAACAGUUCUGCAUUUCUUAUUUAAACAAUUAGAACAACAUAAAACAGAAAUAUUUUGAUGUUCUGAUAGCGAUUCCUAUGUAGAAGAACCACUUCCUGCCCUCCAUCUGAAUUUCACACAUCAUCAAUGACGUUAUGCAGGGUUUAAUUUGUGCCGGAACACGUCGCACCCGGCUUCGACACCUCUGAAAUCUGAUCUGUCACCUGAUUUUAGCGUUCUCACUCCUCAACCGCCCACUGUUCACUUACACUUUCUCCCGCAAUUCCCCAACCCUCUUCACUUUCGUCCGUGACGCAACACACACCCCUCUGCCAUCCAAAACACCCUCCCCCUCCUCCCUUGCUCUCCACUUUCGUGCGCGUCACCUCUCCAGAUUUGUUCCGGGACCUCGCAAUUCACAAAUUAGGCACUGCCGUUAGGUGAAAACAACCUAUAUAUACUGUUUGUGGCAGGUAGCCAUUGUAAUAAGCGGGAUAAAGUACAUCCAGCCGGUUGUUUUCAUUGUUUUAAUUUGUUAUGACAGUCUGUAUUAUGCUGUUGUUUGUAUAAAAUAUGUAUUUUACAUUAAUAAACACCUGUCACCUUAUGAA
This is a messenger RNA of Danio rerio (zebrafish), 1684 nucleotides long. It is a transcript of the gene lyrm2, whose product is annotated as LYR motif containing 2. The record is from RefSeq and is marked validated. Gene Ontology annotation, cellular component: mitochondrion. Lineage: Eukaryota; Metazoa; Chordata; Actinopteri; Cypriniformes; Danionidae.